CGCGCUAUUCUCUUUAGUGUUUGCCGUGUUUAUGUUCACACUCUCUACCUCUCUCCCGUAUUUUCAUGCUAAACCAGUCCAGAACACCCCUAAACCAGGACUAAAUCGAACAGACAGUACUCUUUAACGUUUUAACUCAUGGAGUAAAUUGCAACAGGAGCGAAAUAAACCGAGUUUCAGAAGAGAUUUCAACAAUGUUUCAGCUUUGCUAAGUCUGCAGUCCAAUGUAGAACUUUGCAGUCAUCUUUCAUUCUACAAACUGACACUGUCUCAUCCUCUCUCUGUUCACAAUAAAAUUGUGUUCUCCUGACUGCAAAGUCUAUACCUGGUUAUUUAAUCAACCUGCCUCCUAUCAACCAAUCAGAAUGUCACAGCUUCAGUUUCAAGCACCUGUCAACCCUGCACCCAGUGCUGCCCCAUUACAGCUGGCUUCGCCUCAACCCAGGUUCAGUAUUCCUUGUGCCAACGCUUCCUUACCUUCAGAGAGUGCCAGUCACCCGCUUAGAAACUCCGCCCUGCCAUCUGCCUCAGCCACACCCUUUUGCAACCCUACAGUCUCUAACAUGGCAAACCCUAAAGAGAAGACCCCGAUGUGUUUGGUGAAUGAGUUAGCCCGUUACAAUAAGAUCCAACCUGAAUACAAGCUACUCAGUGAAACAGGACCAGCCCACUCCAAGAUCUUCUCAGUGCGGUUAACUCUUGGGGACCAGUACUGGGAUGCAGAGGGGACCAGUAUAAAAAAAGCCCAGCACUCUGCAGCAUCAUGUGCUCUCACCCAGACCACCCUGCCAAAACCCAGUCACAGAACCCCCCGGCACCCAGGAAAGACCCCAGGUGGGAUCUACAAGGGCUCAGAGUACAGCGUAACCCACACUGUGGAGCUAAAUGCACUUUGUAUGAAGUUGGGCAAGAAGCCCAUCUAUAAACCUAUAGAUGCCUACCAGGGGAUGAGACCAGCAUUCAAUUACAAUAUCAGAGCACCAGGCCCGUAUGCUCGCUCCAUGCAUCAUUAUUACUACCCAUUUCCCCCGGUGGGGCCAGUACUGUAUCAUAUGGAGCUGUCUGUCGGCGGACAGCAGUUCCACGGCAAGGGCCGCACGAGACAGGCAGCCAAACACGACGCUGCUGCUAAAGCCAUCAAAUACCUGCAAAAAGAGCCAAUACUGCAGCAAAUGGCAGAGAUGACAGAGGAACCAGAAGAAGAAAACCUCAACAAAUCGGAGAUCAGCCAAGUGUUUGAGAUUGCUCUGAAACGCAACAUGUCUGUGAAUUUCGAGGUGCUGAAAGAGGCGGGGCCUCCUCACAUGAAAAGCUUUAUGGUAAAAGUUAUAGUGGGCGAGUUCUCAGGCGAGGGGGAUGGCAAGAGCAAGAAAAUUGCCAAGAAGCUGGCUGCCAUCGCUGUGCUGGAGGAGCUACGCAAACUACCCCAACUUCCUGUCAUGGACAAGAUGCCGCUACGCAUUAAAAAGAAAAGCAAAUCCAUUAUUAAGCUUCAGACCAGCCCAGAGUACGGUCAGGGCAUGAACCCCAUCAGCAGGCUAGCUCAAAUCCAACAAGCCAAGAAAGAAAAAGAGCCUGAGUAUACAUUGGUGACCGAGAGAGGUCUGCCCCGACGCAGAGAGUUUGUCAUGCAGGUGUCUGUUGCGGGGCAGACUGCUGAGGGAAUGGGUCCUAGUAAAAAAGUGGCCAAGCGAAAUGCAGCCGAGAAGAUGCUGGAGCUUCUUGGGUUCAAAGUGCCUCAGCCACAACCCCCAAAACCGGCACUGAAAACCGAGGAGAAGCCACCUGCUAAGAAACCUGGAGAUGGACGAAAAGUGACCUUCUUUGAGCCAGGUUCUGUGGAGAAGGCAAGCCUUGUCAACAAGGAGGAAGAUUUCCGAAUGCCCUUCCUCAGCCAUCAGCAGCUCCCUGCCGGAAUUUUACCCAUGGUUCCCGAGGUGGCACAGGCAGUGGGUGCCAACCAGGGACCCCACGCCAAAGACUACGGUCGUCCAGUAGUUCCUAACCCAGCCAAAGCCACAGUAACAGCCAUGAUUGCCAACGAGCUCCUGUACGCUGGCACAUCCCCGACUGCAGAGAGUAUACUGAAGACCAACAACAGCUUGGCACACAGACCCCAUGGGCCUCUUACCAGACCAUCCGAACAGCUCGGCUACUUGGCUAACGUACAGGGCUUACAUGUUGAAUACAAAGACUUCCCAAAAAAUAACAAGAACGAGUUUGUGUCACUGAUAAACUGCUCCUCUCAGCCUGCUCUGAUCAGCCAUGGCAUCGGCAAAGAAGUGGAGUCCUGCCACGACAUGGCUGCUCUGAACAUCCUUAAGCUUCUGUCUGAGCUCGACCAACAGUUGAGUGAUCGCACAGCUAAUGGACAGAUAUCAGGGUGCAGCAAACAAGACAUAGAGGCCGACCCGUUACUGAAACCGGCUAACUCAAGCACCAUCGGAAAGACUCUAGACGGCACAGUCUAAAAUCCAACGAUUCAUCUGAUUGGUCGCUUUGUCUGCGAAACACUAGAGAAAAGUCAGAAGCAGAGUUACGAUUGGCUGCUCACAAAAGCCUAAAUCGUAUUAAAUGUUCUAACUCAAAUCUAAAUCAAAGUGAAAAUACUCUAAACAAAACGUUUAGAGGUUUGAUGUUGUUUCAUUGUACAAAUUGGUUUCUUUUAAUCGCUAAGGGUUUUGAAAAAGUUCUAGGUUUUCAUCAUAUCCGGUGAAGUGGCGGUUUCGUUUUCGUUGUUGAAUUGUUAAAUGAUACUCGUGACGCUUUUCUUGAGUCGACAGACUUUUCUUUGUUGUUGAGGAAGUCAUAUUUUCAGUGUCAUAACUUUUUCUUUUAUGCUUCUCCUAAUAUUAUUAUUAUAAUUAUUAUUUUAAAUGUUGUAUUAUAGGAACCCAGUGAGUUGGGUUGUUGUUAGCGCUGUUGUGAAGUGCAGUAUAAACCCCACUGAAGGAUAUGAUGAAGCUAUCAAACACGUCUCUGCUGUGGUGGUUUUUCUCCAGUGCUUUUUAAGUUAGUAUAGCGGCCAUAACACAAAACAAAAACGACUUGUGACUUUAGUGUAGAGCGUGUGGUGGCGUUAAGCGUCAUCUGUGCGUGCGUGACAGAAAGAGGUUAUGAAUGUACGUUUCAAGCACGAUAAUCUACAGUCUUGUCAGUUAAACUCAUGUUUCCUUCUCUCAGUGUUGACCCCGCCCACUCUGCAAGUUACAUCUUUUUCCUCAUGGAGUACGAGUAAAAUGAUGUGCCUAUUACACAACAAAAACUUGUCUGUGUUUUGGGGUGAUGGUUAAAAUGGUGUUAAAUUUGCAAAGAACAGCAAAGAAAAGAUAAUGACAAGUAAUCUUUUCCAAAUGCCAUGAGUCAUGUAGUGCCAUAAAGGAGCAUACCGUGGCGUUGGGAUGAUGAGGUUGUCACGGUUGGUGACAAUGCUUGUUCUGCAAUGAAUGUACACUAGAAGCUGAUCUAUGAGAAUAACAUUCAUUGCCUGCUGUACACAGUAGGGAUGCACGGUAAAUUAUCGGCCACAUCGGUAUCGGCCGUUAAAUGUUAAUUCUUUAUGUUAUCUGUAUCGGCCGAUACCGAUAUGGCCGAUAAUUUAUCGUGCAUCCCUACUGUAUACAGCAGUAUAUCAAAUUUAGGCCAAAAUAAUUUAGCCGAUAAAUCAUAAAUCAUUUCCUCUGGUUAAACUUCUUCAGCUGCACACUGCUCACAGUUAAAACAAAGUACAGUGCUGUCUUUUUGUCGUGAUCAUUUACUUAAUGCUAUUAGCAAAACAUUGUUGAUGUAGGCAGUAUGUAGAUAUUUAUGAAUGUGUAAAUUAUAGGAACAAAAGCAUAUUCUUUGAAUCAGACGGCUGUCUGAAUGCUAUCGGUCUUGAGACCGGUUAGACAUGUGGCUAUUAACAAAUUUUUUCUGGGUUGCUCUGGAAGAACAUCUAUAAUUUGUUUAUUAAAUAAAAACUAUAUCAGAAAA
Triplophysa dalaica is the source of this 3975-nucleotide messenger RNA. It is a transcript of the gene stau1, whose product is annotated as staufen double-stranded RNA binding protein 1. The transcript has 16 exons. Lineage: Eukaryota; Metazoa; Chordata; Actinopteri; Cypriniformes; Nemacheilidae. The coding region runs from base 366 to 2471 and encodes 701 amino acids. The record is from RefSeq and is a predicted model, not a curated record.